AGAAGUCGGAAAAGAAGAAGAGUGGAAUUUAUUUGUUAAUUCAACGAUUUAUUAAUUUAAUUCUUUUACGAAGCUCGAAUCAUCCAACAACGGCACAAUGGCAGACAAAUUACAGGAACAGAGCAUCAUGGACAAGUCCAUGCGCUCAGUAUUCGUGGGCAACAUACCGUACGAGGCCACGGAAGAGAAGCUCAAGGAAAUUUUCAGCGAAGUCGGCCCGGUUUUGUCGCUCAAACUCGUGUUUGAUCGGGAGAGCGGCAAGCCCAAGGGAUUCGGUUUCUGUGAGUACAAGGAUCAGGAGACGGCCCUGAGCGCCAUGCGCAACCUCAAUGGCUACGAGAUCGGCGGUCGGACGUUGCGUGUGGACAACGCCUGUACGGAAAAGUCGCGAAUGGAGAUGCAGCAGCUGCUGCAGGGUCCCCAAGUCGAGAAUCCCUACGGCGAACCCUGCGAACCCGAGGACGCACCCGAACUGAUCACCAAGACGGUCGCUUCGUUGCCGCCAGAGCAAAUGUACGAACUGAUGAAGCAGAUGAAGCUGUGCAUUGUCAGCAAUCCAUCCGAGGCGAGACAAAUGCUUAUGCUGAAUCCCCAACUGGCGUAUGCCCUGCUCCAGGCCAUGGUGGUGAUGCGCAUCGUCGAUCCGCAGCAGGCUUUGGGCAUGCUCUUCAAGGCCAACCAGAUGCCGCCCGUGCUGGGUGGCAGUGCACACCCGAAUGCGCCCAGUGGCAUGUCCAUGGCUCAGCAGCAACAACAGAUUCCACAGCAGCAACCGUCACAAUCCGGGCCCGUAAGUGGUCCCGGACCAAUGCAGCCGAUGCCAGUGCCCGGCCCGAACUUCAGUAAUGUCCACUCCAAUGACAUUGAUCUGCGCAUGGGUCCCAGCGGUCCCAUGCCCAUGGAUCCGCGCAUGAUGGCCCGCAAUCUGGACCAGGAUAUGCGCCAGGUGAUGCCGAAUCCGGUGCCACCGCCACUGAUGGACCCACGGACACGCGCCCAGAUGCCGGCACAGCAGCAGGGACCCGCCUCGGGGCCGGCACCGUACCCAAGCGAUCCACGCCAGCGGCCCAUGGAUCCGCGCCUGCGCGCUGGCGCCGUACAGCCGCCGCAGCAGGUGGUGCCCCAGGUGCCGCCGCCAACACAGCAGCAGCAAAACGCGGCCCAGCAGUUGCAGAGUCGUCUGGGCGCUCACGGAGUGCUACCCUCGGAUGCCUCCGACCAGGACAAGGCCGCGCUAAUCAUGCAGGUGCUGCAGUUGUCCGACGAGCAGAUUGCACAGCUGCCCUCGGAGCAGCGUGCCAGCAUUCUGAUGCUCAAGGAACAGAUUGCCAAGAGCACACAGCGCUGAGAGCUUGUCGCAGAUAUUUUCAUUUUUGAUUGGAGAACGAAUAAAAAGGGAGGCGCAGUCGCACAUUCA
Drosophila subobscura is the source of this 1417-nucleotide messenger RNA. It is a transcript of the gene CstF64, whose product is annotated as cleavage stimulation factor subunit 2 tau variant. The record is from RefSeq and is a predicted model, not a curated record. The transcript is spliced from 2 exons. Gene Ontology annotation, molecular function: mRNA binding. NCBI's taxonomy places the organism in Eukaryota, Metazoa, Arthropoda, Insecta, Diptera, Drosophilidae. Gene Ontology annotation, biological process: mRNA 3'-end processing. Gene Ontology annotation, cellular component: mRNA cleavage and polyadenylation specificity factor complex. The coding region runs from base 98 to 1348 and encodes 416 amino acids.